Molecule: messenger RNA, 1580 nt
Organism: Pseudocercospora fijiensis CIRAD86
Lineage: Eukaryota; Fungi; Ascomycota; Dothideomycetes; Mycosphaerellales; Mycosphaerellaceae
Exons: 1
Coding region: 237-1334 (365 amino acids)
Source: RefSeq, a predicted model, not a curated record
GUGCCAAAAAGAAGCUGAAUAUCGGUCGACAGUAACGGGCUGUCUUGUUUUGAUCCGAAAAGAGAUGUUUCAGAUGCACUCUGUCGCUACAACAACUUUGAGCAGCAUCCGCUCGCAGUCAGCCAUCACGGUGGCGAGAAACGCACUAGAAACUGCGUGAUUUCGAACAUGACUUGGUCACAGCCAAAGUCUUUCCUUACGGGAAUACACUCAAUCAUAUCGAGGAAGAUCGUACCAUGGGUCGAGCUCAACCUUCUUACGCCCCCAUCGCUCAACAAGGCUUUCGAAAGGACCAGAGAGCCAAACACGCACGCGUCAUAAUCACCAAGACAAUUCCGCAAAUCCUGAAUUCCGAUGCAAGAGCGCGGAAAGGUGUUGCAAACGCUGAGCUGAUCUCGCAUCCUCCAGGCGUCAAGAGUCGAAGCAAGAAAGCUACGAGGCGCGCAAGCCAAGGAGCUGAUGACUCUUCUCAAACGUCCCCGAAUCAGGACUCUGCCUCGCCUUCUUUGGAGCUUCGCAUCCACGUCGCAGACACACUUGUGGUAGCGCAAGAUCUGCACCAUAGUUCAAGGUCUAAGAAGAAUGUCGCUGUUCUCAACAUGGCCUCGCCUUUGAGACCUGGUGGCGGCGUGCUGAACGGCGCAACAUCACAAGAAGAACUGCUGUGUACACGUACCACGCUCUUGCCGUCAUUGAAGGAAGAAUGGUAUCGUCUGCCUGAGCUCGGCGGAAUCUGGUCACCGGAUGCUCUCGUCUUCCGUUUGCAAGAAGAAACUCUUCCGAAGGCUCGGCGAUUUUAUGUCGAUGUUAUCUCAGCGGGCAUGUUACGAUUUCCAGACCUUACAGAGCAUGGUUGCUAUGCGAGUCAAAAGGAUCGAGAUCUUGCCCGAGAGAAAAUUCGACGUGUGCUACAGAUUCUGGUCGAGAAGAAAGCCGAUCGCGUCGUGUUGGGGGCUUGGGGCUGUGGAGCCUACGGAAACCCUGUUCAUGAGAUUGCUCAAGCGUGGAGGUAUGCGCUGCGAGGAGAAUGCGGCAAUUUCAAUCAGGUUGUUUUCGCUAUCAAGGAUUCUCGCAUGGCAAGAGAAUUCGCUGGGGCAUGGGGCGAUGAGAUCGAGGUGAUGGAGGAUGGAAAGGGUAUGGCAUCGGCUGGUGAGUCAGAAGAGGACCGAGAGAGGGAAGAGCUCUUGCAGAAGAUCGAGACGCUUGAAUCGCAGAUCAAGGAGGUCAAGACGCCAAUGUUGAAGGAGAGUUUGGAGGGCACUUUGCGCGCUUUAAGAAUGGAGCUGGCGAAAGCCAACCAGGACGCAAGCGAUGACGAGGAAGACAGCAGCUAAACUGAUGCUUUCUGAUACUUUCUGAUGCCAGCAUCAACAAAGCAGACGUCUUGCUCCAACGCAAACUCCAGUGACGCAUACACGAGUCUUUUCAUCGAGGGCCCUCCCUAUACUCAACCUAAUCACUCUUCACAUUGCGAGCUCGUGUGCUGUCGCGAGAUAGCAUUGGUAGCAGUCCUCUGUAUGCUUUGUCCCUGCUGUGGGACAAGGUUCGAUCAUUGCUUUGGAAUCGACCAUGGAACCGUG